Mizuhopecten yessoensis (Yesso scallop) is the source of this 1852-nucleotide messenger RNA. RefSeq lists its product as uncharacterized. The transcript is spliced from 3 exons. Gene Ontology annotation, biological process: double-strand break repair via homologous recombination; positive regulation of DNA-templated transcription. Bases 91 to 1236 code for a protein of 381 amino acids. NCBI's taxonomy places the organism in Eukaryota, Metazoa, Mollusca, Bivalvia, Pectinida, Pectinidae. The record is from RefSeq and is a predicted model, not a curated record. Gene Ontology annotation, cellular component: Swi5-Sfr1 complex.
UUAUAACACAAGCGUUCAAACUACGCUGACCAUAUUAGCGGGGAAUACAAAAUGAUGUCGGAGGAGAAAAAGUUGUGAAAACGGAAUAGAAUGUCUUCAUGUGCUAGCUCGGCACAAAAGAAGCUAAGUUCCAGUCUGAAAGAGAGGCUAAAGAGAUGUGGGCGUUACCAUUCUUCUCCCAUUGGUCCUCCGACAAAGAAACGCAUCUAUUACCCAGAUAGCACCUUACCACAAACACCUGUAUCAACAGAAACCAACGCAAAGGGAGACAAUCGUCAAGACAAUCUUUUAUCUCCAGUAAGGUUGGCUGCAGGGUUUACUGAUGAGGCAAUGGGAACAAGUUAUGGCCCAAGUUCUACACCACUGAGGUCAGAAAAAUUGAAAAUUGAUUCUACAACCUCUGCAAAAAGCGAAAACAUCAGCGCAUUUACAUCUCCAUCUGAAUGUUCAAACAUGGUGAAUAUUUCCAAAGCAACCUAUAGAAAACAUGCUCUUAAAACACCUACUGUAGAUUCAAGCUUGUCACCAGAGACUAGAGACACAACAAGUAAUGAGAUAAGUAGAACAAUUUCUAUAAUAGCUAGCCCAAUUGCAUCUGAUGGGAUCAACAGCUAUAAUAAAAGACAAUCGCAGGGAGUCAGGCAAGUAGAACUCUGUUCGUUAACACCGGAUACAACACAUCUUGUACAGAAAAACAUCACAAAAGAUGUAAGCGGACAUAAAAUAAUAUCUGAACAAAGAUAUGAAAGGACGCCUAUCCGGUCUAGAAAUGUGUCAUCAUGUAAACCAAGCAGGUUACAUUUCUCUGGUAUGUCUGAUAGCAGUUAUAUAGACAAUGAUACCGAGGGUUCUUCAGCUGCUUGUAAACCGACAGAGCAAGUUGGAUUCCAAAUCACAUCUGCAAAAGAGACAAAUAGUAGAGCCAAGUCUAUUUCUACUGAUGAUACAGAAAUGCUUCAGGAAAAAUAUGAUAGACUGAAAAAUACAUUGACAGAGAAGGAAGAAGAACUGCGGAAAUUAAACAUGGUCAAAAUGUACAGAACUAAGAAUGACCUGGACAGCCUGGGUGUGUUGGUCAGUAAAUGGCGGAUGACCAGUCAACAAGCUUUGAUUGUCCUACACAACAAACUUCAGGAUCCUAAACCCUCUCUCACACAACUCAUUGACCAUCUACAGAUUGAGCAUUCUCUUGUCCAUUUCAACCCAGAGGAUGAAACUUUCCUAGUUGAAUCAUAAGUUUAACUAUUUAGUAAUGAUUAAUGAUAUAUUCUUCGGGAUGAAAAAAUUUGAAUACACUAAUCUAAAUUGAUAUUUUGUGUAUUUGAGCACACAAUCAUAUUGUGUUGAAUUUGUUUUGCUGGUCACUCACUUAAGGUGUUGACAAAAAUUCUCUAGAAUAACCAAAGCAAAAGCAAUCUCCAGAUAUACAUUUUUGUAAACUUGAAGAAAAUAUCAUGUUCUGCUAUAAAAUACAAUAUUUAUUUUUCAGAUUUGUUUAUAAACAUUAAAGUAAAAAACAUUAAAAAAUAUUUUGGUAUUGAAAAAUGACCAAGAGUGUUUGAAAAGGAGUUCUUCUUUACAUACUUUUUUGUUUUGUUAGCUUGUUUACAUCCUGUAAAAUCUGUUUCUAUUUAUUAAAGUUUUAUUACUUCAUUACAGAAUUUUUUUCUGUGCUCUUUACGAUAUUCAUUGUCAGAUGAAUACCAGGUGCUACACACCUGUGACGAACGGACUUACCCCAACAUUUUUCAACCCAAGGCCAUUACAUGGUAAAGGAUUUUUUAAAGUGCAGUCAAAAUAUUUCGCAGCUCAAGUCCAGAAUACAUUGUUUGAGGAUCCCUGUCCCACUGCA